This is a messenger RNA of Labrus bergylta (ballan wrasse), 2688 nucleotides long. RefSeq names its product unc-93 homolog A (gene unc93a). The record is from RefSeq and is a predicted model, not a curated record. NCBI's taxonomy places the organism in Eukaryota, Metazoa, Chordata, Actinopteri, Labriformes, Labridae.
UGGCUGGACUUUGUUCUUGGCAGUGUACAACUUUAUCACACACACACACAACCAUUUCAGCUGUCUUCACUCUGGAACUGAACAGCUGGUGUAUGAAGACGUUAAACAUACAUAUCAAUCUCUUUUAAAGCCGUUAUAUUUCGGGGUUUUUUUUGCAAAGGACUUUUUUUGUGUGGCAGCGAUGAUCAGCCGCAACUUCAAGAACGUACUGGUGGUCUCUCUCGGGUUUCUGUCUCUGUUUACAGCGUAUGGAGGCCUGCAGGGCUUACAGAGCAGCCUGAAUGCGGAGCAGGGGAUGGGCGUGGCGUCUCUGAGCGUCGUCUACGCCUCCAUCAUCAUCUCCUCCAUGUUCCUGCCGCCCAUCUUGAUCAAAAACCUCGGCUGUAAAUGGACCAUCGUGGCGGGCAUGGCGUGCUACGUCUCCUACUCCUUUGGGAACCUCUUCCCUGGCUGGUACACCCUGAUUCCCACCUCGGUGAUCCUGGGUUUGGGCGGCUCUCCAAUGUGGUCGGCUAAAUGCACCUACCUCACCAUCUCAGGGAACAUGCAGGCCGCUAAAGAUGGCAAGAAGGGCUCGGAUGUCAUCAACCAAUACUUUGGCAUCUUCUUCUUCAUCUUCCAGUCCUCGGCUGUGUGGGGAAACCUCAUGUCGUCGCUCAUUUUCGGACAGGACUCCAAUAUAGCUCACAUCCCUGAGGAGCAGCUGUUGAGCUGCGGAGCUGCAGACUGCGGUCUCAACAUCUCCAUGAACUCCACGAUAAUCAAACCUGCUCAAAAGCUGGUGUGGACGCUCGUCGGAUGCUACAUCGGCGUCGGUGUGCUGGCCAUCCUGAUAGUCGCAGUGUUUCUGGACAACAUCGACCAGGAGCAGACCAGCGAGUUUCGUGGCAAUAGGGAGCCGUUCCGUCAAACGUUUCUGGCCACGUUCAGACUGUUGAAGGACUGGAGGCUGGUCACCCUCAUCCCUCUCACCAUGUACAGUGGCUUCGAGCAGAGCUUCCUCUCCGGGGAGUACACCAAGAACUAUACCACAUGUGCGCUGGGGAUCCAUUACGUCGGCUUUGUCAUGAUGUGUUUCGGAGCCGCUAAUUCUGUUUGCUCAUUUCUCUUCGGGAGAAUUGCUCGCUACACGGGGAGAGCUGCACUGUUCUUUCUGGCUGCGGCUUGCAACUUCUGCUGUAUCAUUGGUCUCUUAUACUGGAGGCCUCAUCCUGAGCAGCUCCCUGUGUUUUUUGUGUUUCCUGCUCUGUGGGGAAUGUCGGACGCUAUCUGGCAGACGCAGACCAAUGCUCUUUACGGCGUCCUGUUUCCCCGGGAAAAAGAGGCGGCGUUCGCCAACUACAGGAUGUGGGAGUCGCUUGGUUUCGUUAUCGCCUUCGCCUACAGCACCUUCAUAUGUCUGGAGUAUAAACUAUACAUCCUCCUGGCUGUGCUGGUUCUCACCGUCAUCACUUACCCCAUAGUGGAGUACAACGAACACAAGAGCCCCACGCCGCCUAUCGAGAAGGGAACCUACACGAGUCACAGAGACGUCAUAAAGAAAGUCGAGAACGCAAUCAUAUGCCAGACACCGAUGUAGAGACUGAAGAUCAGGAGUUUUUAUUUUUUAUUUUUAUAACAUCCUUGUAUUUGUGUGGAAAUGUUCAAAUUGCAUAAAAAUACUGAACUGUCGUUUAGGGCGCACUCACACCGGGCUAUCCGUACGGCGCCAAAGCACACUUUAACCUUCAAAGUCCAGUUCGUUUGACUAGUGUGAGUGCUCCGAUCCGGGCUCAAGCACUGUACACCUUCUUGGCCCUGGUGGCUCGGUUGGAAGAAGUGUGCUUCCAUGGUUAAGGCUCUAUCCGACGAAAAUAACUCAAAAUAAGGCACAAAAUCAGUAAAGUUGCAGUCUUGUUCUCCAAUGUGCAAACGCGGACUUGACCGCCCGUCUCUCUUUUACUUAUUUUGCCUCUUGUUGACUAAGCAUGCUUCAUGUGUUGUAUUAGGACGUUAACCGUGCUCGGGCCCGGUUACUCCUGGAGCAGUGUGAGCGCAGGCUAGCGGGGGAAAUGGGGGAAUGGGGGAGCAAUCACUCUUCAGCACGCUACGGGAAAACUUUGUCUAGUGUGAGUGCGCUAUUAAAGAAAGUUUUAAAGUCAAUCACAAAAUGUUCCACGUUUUCCAUUUGACUGGAAAGGAGGAUAAACAGCACACUUAUUUAAAUGUUUACUGGUUCAGCCUCUCCCAGCAGAGCCCCACAAACAAAAUGAUCACAUUAUACUGUGUAUAUGACGAUGAGCCCUUUGUUUUGAUGAAAUAUUUUGUGUUAUGUGCAUGUUUGUCAUUAAUCUCUGCAAUGCUUAGAACACAGGUUAUAUACAGGUGAUAUGCUCUGUGAUUAAAGAUGAUUUACUGCUCAAACUAGCAAAUCAAAUGUUGAACUUGUUUUUCAUGACAGAAAAAAACGACAACCUCCAAUGAAGCGGCUCUUUCUAGUGUUGAAGGGCUUUAGUGUAAAAUAAAGACAAUGGAUAGAGUCAGAAACCGGAGAGAGAGAGAGAGAGAGUGGGGACGUGUCUGAUAAGCCAACAGAUUAUCUUUUUCUAAAAUGCAUUAUGUUUCAUAUUUUUCUUAUUGCACUCUAUUGCAGCUGAAAUGACAAACUUUAUUUUGUGCCAAAUUAAUGAAUAAAUAUCUAAAAAUUAA